CUCAUGAGGAAGCAAGGCAACUUAUCUGCUCCAUAAGUUUUUAGACGCAGCCAAUGUAGGGGGUGUCUGUUUAUAUAAACUUCCCUCGUUCACUUGACGACACUGUUUAGGGAAGUUCCAGAGUGCGUGUCUAAACUGGAGUGAAACGCAGCCCCGGGUUAAAGAGGGGAAGAGAGUCAAACUGUACUGAGACAAUCACAUUGAAGGAUGACUGUGAGGAUCAACACAAAUCCAAAAAGCAAAUGGCCCACAUUGGGUCACAUCCUGGGUAAACUCCGUCCAGCGGGUUCAAUACCUCAAGACGUCAAACGUACAAUGUUGUACCUCAUAACAGCACUAGGGAUUCUGCAGAUUAUAGUGGGAAUCCUCAACAUCGCAACAGGGAUUUUGUUUGCAAACUGGGGGAUACAUGAUUACAUUAUGAAGUUUUAUGGUCCCUAUUGGCUUGGUGCUGUGUUCCUCAUAUCUGGAAUUAUGACUCUUCUUGUAUGCUUCUAUUUGAGUAAAGUUUUGGAUAUCUUAGCUUUGAUCCUAAACCAAGCCAGUGCUUUUCUGGCUUUGAUGGGUGUUGCAUUGUAUUCUUGGGAUUUGGUGAGGGCGAGCUUUUAUUCUGCAACACUCAUCCAAGAACAGAUGAAUGGAGAUGAUGCCGUUCUGUACUUUGAGGAUUCAAAUAUGAUGUCUCGAAAGAAGCUAGAUGCCAUGAUGGUAGCUUCGGCUGUUCUUCAGCUCGGCAUAAACGUCUAUUUUAUUGUCACGUCAUUGAGAGCAUUUGUCAAGAAGAAUUCUGCAGAAGAACCUCAACUUCACAAACUGCUCCCAGAAGACACCACUGGCAAUCCUGCAUGAGAGACACAAGCAUAAAAAGAUCAUUUUAUUAAAUCAGUUAGAUCAAAUCAGAUACCACUAAAAUCCCUUUAAACCGCAACCUGUGGAGUUUUUCGUUUUGUAUUUUGUGCAUAUUUCACGUUUGGAUUAGUUGUGAUUCUGAGCACCGUGCAUAACAAUAAACACACUUGUUUUCUGGGC
Molecule: messenger RNA, 1029 nt
Organism: Paramisgurnus dabryanus
Lineage: Eukaryota; Metazoa; Chordata; Actinopteri; Cypriniformes; Cobitidae
Cellular component (GO): membrane
Source: RefSeq, a predicted model, not a curated record